UUUUUUUUUUUUUUUUUUGGUUUUUUGUUUUGUUUUAAACCUCGGGUUCUGAGUAGUUCACUGACACAAAAACCCAAUCUUCUCAUUUCCCUAUUCCCACUCCCAGACGCCUCUCAUCGUCAGCUGCUAAAUCUUUACACUUUUUGGCGUCUCUGAGCAUUUUUGAGGUCUCUGGAAGUGGUUUCAUUUGAAGAAUUUAUUCAUAGGCUCUCCAGUAGGAAGGCCGCCCGAGAGUCAUUAGAUAUGACUUGUUUUUCGUAUUUAUUCAGUCGGAAGGAGGACUUUGCAAGAAAACAUGGUUUUGAUAUUGAUGAUGAAGUUUGUGGGAUUCAUGAUGUGAAACUUUACACUUACAAAGAACUGAGGAUCGCAACCGAAGAAUUUAGUCCAGACAAUAAAAUAGGGGAAGGUGGUUUCGGUUCUGUAUUUAAGGGUCGGCUUAAAGAUGGGAAGAUUGCAGCUAUAAAAGUUCUUUCAGCUGAAUCAAGACAAGGGCUGAAAGAGUUUUUGACAGAGAUUGAUGUGAUCUCAAAGAUCGAGCACGAAAACUUAGUUCAGCUCUACGGUUGCUGUGUCGAAGGAAAUCACAGAAUUUUGGUCUACAACUACCUUGAGAAUAAUAGUCUGGCACAAACUCUUCUUGGUGGAAGACAACGUUGUAGUAAUAUCCAGUUUAGUUGGCGGAUGCGGUUUAAUAUAUGCGUCGGGGUUGCACGAGGCCUUGCAUUCCUUCAUGAGGAAGUACGACCUCAUAUUGUGCACAGAGAUAUUAAGGCGAGCAAUAUUCUUCUUGGAAAAGACCUGAUCCCAAAGAUCUCAGAUUUUGGUCUAGCAAAACUCAUCCCGUCAAAUAUGACUCAUAUUAGCACACGUGUGGCUGGAACUAUAGGUUAUCUGGCACCAGAAUAUGCGAUAAGAGGGCAACUGACGAGGAAAGCUGAUAUUUAUGGUUUCGGAGUUCUCCUCAUUGAAAUAGUCUGCGGAAGAGGCAACACAAAUACACGACUACCUGUUGGAGAACAAUAUCUUCUUGAAAGGACUUGGGAUCUCUAUGAACGUAGAGAGCUGGUCGGACUUGUCGAUACAGCAUUAAACGGGGAAUUUGAUGCGGAGGAGGCUUGCAGAUUUCUAAAAGUCGGCCUUCUUUGCACGCAAGACAGUCCGAAGCUGAGGCCUUCCAUGUCGACCGUGGUCAAGAUGCUAAUUGGUGAGGUGAACGUGAAUGACUUGAAGAUAACAAUGCCUGGCUUUAUAACAGAUUUCAUGGACCUCAAAGUGAAAGGUCCUCAGAAGACCACCAAGGCUCCAGCCAAGAAUCUUAUAGAAUCUUCUUAUAACCUGCCUUCUUCCCCGGACCAACUAGAUACUUCAACUUUGUCUUCAGAAACCUCUGCCGGGCCUACUGCAACGACCUUCACUUUGACAUACGAGUAUGACCAAAGCAUCGAGACAAAAGAGCUUUCAGUUUGAUUCAUUUCUUUUUCGGUUUGAUUCAUUUCUUCUUCUUCUUUUUUUUUUUUUUUUUGG
Messenger RNA from Morus notabilis, 1527 nucleotides. RefSeq names its product cold-responsive protein kinase 1. Bases 244 to 1470 code for a protein of 408 amino acids. The record is from RefSeq and is a predicted model, not a curated record. Lineage: Eukaryota; Viridiplantae; Streptophyta; Magnoliopsida; Rosales; Moraceae. Gene Ontology annotation, molecular function: protein kinase activity; ATP binding. The transcript has 7 exons. Gene Ontology annotation, biological process: protein phosphorylation.